UGAAUACGUUUAAGAUUGAAUGCAAGUUUGUAAAUUAUUAUUUUUGGUGUACGCACCAUCAGAAACCAUUUCGCUCCAUGGGCAAUCCCUGAAAAAGGCGCUCAAGUUUCAGCACCCUGCAGUCUCCGUAUAUCGAGGCAUACUAGGCGGGCCUAAACAAACAACCAUUAGUCUGAUUGUAUAGUAGGUGUUGAGGUGGAUUCCCGGACUUUUUCUUUAAUUUGUACCAUCUGAAGAAGAAACACCGUUGGUUGACUUCAGACGGGACUCUUCUCGGAUUUCACCGGCCGAACUCCCUCCUACCCCUCAAAGUAGGCUUGGAGUUUGAAACCAUCCUCGUCUGCUGAUUGCACGGCGCCCGUCCCAUGGGGGAGAGAGCUUUAGCUGGUGUCUGGGUUGGAGGGACUAUGGUUUGAAUCCGGCCCUUCGAAAGCACCCUUUUGCAUUGGAUCUGUCCAUGGUGCAGCAGUGACAGAUAGGUAUUCACUUCGGAUGCGCGUCAAACUACUGGGUGACUUCAGCGGUGGAGAUAUUAAACGUGUUAGUAUGCAACUUCAGGACCACCAGCUGUCCAGUGUUUUGUGUGGAUAAUCCAUCCAGCUCCUGCAAUCGGGCACAGCAAGAAACCAGAGUGGAAUGCAAGACUAUGAAAGAUGGCCGGGAGGAGGGUGAGGUUGGACCGCUGCUGCGUUCAACGCUGGCUCCUCCCCCUUCUCUGCUGCGUCGUCCUGCUGUCCCUCACCGCGUCCGUCCUUCUGACCACGGCCGUCCCCGCCCUCCCCUUCCCGCCGGCCCGCUGGGCCCGCCGUCCCUCCCGGGCCCUGAGCUCCGCCGCGGCGGGGGCGGCCCCCGGGUUGAGCCUUAGGGCCGGAGGUCCCCCCCUGCUUCCCCUCCGACUCCCCCCGCUACCCAACCUCCAGAGCGGGUCCUGGAGGAGCCGGCCAGCUGGGGGGCAGGGGCCCCCUGGGCCCCCAGCGAGAGAGGCGGGCAACAGGGGCGGACAUGGGAGAGCGGGCUCAACCGAAGACGCCCAUUGGGGCGAAGGGAGAGGAGGAGGAGGAGGAGGAGGAGGAGGAGGUGGAGGAGAAGGAGGAGGCGGGAGGCAGAACGAAAACAGCAGCAGAGGGAUUGCUUUCAAAGGGAAGGAGAGGUCAGGCGUCGGCCAGCGCCCCGCGAAUCACCUCCGUUCCCCCCUUCCACGGUUUACAGUCAACAACAGAGCGCCGAGGGGUAGAAUUAAGCCCGCUCACCACGCCGCUGUGGUUAAGCCUCUCCCCAGAACACACAAUCAUACUGCACAGGGCCAGACGGCAGGCCUUCUCCCGCCGCUAGAAAAUACCCCAGUGAGGCACCGAAAACAGGGAGACAGACGGGUAAGCGAUCAGGCGAACCGCCCGGCUAAAAUUAGCCAGCCUGCAGGCAACCGGGUGGGAACAAAGGGAAAGACCCGUGCAGAACCGCGAUUGGGGGGCAGACACCCGAUCAAAACGUUUCCGGAGCGUGACAAUGGUUCAGAGAAAAUGAAAGGUGCAACAAAGCCUUUGAGGGAAUCUGACAGAGUUUGUAAGGAGCAGCAAGCCGUGAAAAGGCCCAGCAGGGUUCUCAAAGAACAGCGUCACAUGUCAAAAGAGCUGGCUGAAAGGAGGCCGAACGAUCCGACUCCGGCGGACCGCAAGGAGCCGGCGGCCAAACACGAGGCAGCAGUGAGGAAAGAAGAAAAGGCUGUGUGUCGCGACGACCAGCGGCAGGAUCUCCCCGACGGUGACCUAAGAAAGAUCCGGAGAAGCCCGGACACCCCGUGGCUCAGCGACGAUGACCUCCAGAAGAUGGAGCUCCUUGCCUCUGGAGAGGUGGUCAGCAAAGCCAGGGUCCCCGCUCAUGGGCAGGUCCUCCAAGCAGCCCUGGAUCCCGGUAGCUUCCAGAAGCAGAACGGUGCAAAGACAUCCGGCCGAGAACUCAAUAAGCACCAGACUACCCAGCAUGCACUGCCGCGGCGGGUAGCUCCAGAGAACCACAGCGAGCGCUGCCGUCGGGGGGGCUGUUCCCUGCUGAAGCGCCCUGGCGACUGGUACGAGGUGCUGGCCUUCCACCUGGACCGCGUCCUGGGACUGAACAGGGCCCUGCCCGCCGUGCUCAGGACCUUCCCACAAAGCGACGUGUUACCCUACAGUUACACCAACGGCGCCCCUAGACCCGUGGUCUGGUGGGACCCCAACAUCCAGCACCUGGACGACCGGGACAACGACCAGAACUCGGUACCCCUCAGCUGGCUGCAGUACCAAGAGCUGCUCAGAAUGCAUUGUGGGAAGGAGGCGGAGCUGACCGCUGGGCCCUGCGUGGGGGUGAACCACUCGGAGUGGGGGAGGCUGGCCCUCUUUGACUUCCUGCUCCAGGUGAACGACAGGCUUGACCGCUGCUGCUGUGGCUUCAGACCGGACCCGGAGGAGUCCUGCGUGGAGAACCUCCUGUACGCCAAGUGUCGUAACGACAAGGAGCUGGUGCUGGUGCACAUCUUGGUGAGGAAGACGGAUCCUUCCAGAAUGGUGUUCAUAGACAACGCAGGAAGACCCAACCAGCCCGCAGACAACCUUAACUUCCGGCUGGUUGAAGGUAUAGAUGAGUACCCGGAACAGGCGGUGUCGCUGCUCCGGUCCGGCUGUCUGGAAGGCCGGCUGCUGCGGUCCCUGUACUCGGACCGGGAGUUCUGGGAGGGCCAUGGCGGGGCCCCCGGGCUCCGGCCCUUGGUCCGCACCUUGGAGCAGCGGGGGCGGAUCCUCCUGCAACACAUCAGGGACCGGAGGCUCCGACUCAACAGAGAUCUGUGAUGCCCCCCCCCCCCCCCAACCCCUGCCCCCUUACACUGUUGAACUUUUCACAGCAAAAUUACAGUCAAGUACUGGCAGCAGUUUCGCCAGUAAGGUACCGUUUAUUUACAGUAGUUUACAGUAGUACUGUAUCCUAUAAAUACAGUAGUUUUACUGUAAUAUAACAGUGGCAUUCUGCAUGUUGCUGUAAUCUCAUUACUGCAAUAUAAUGCAUGCCACUGUAAUAUUACAGUAAUUUACUGGUAUCAUUUCGCCAUUACAUUACUGUAAAUUGACAUCAAAGUGUCACAGUGUAUCCACCCGUCCCUGGCUGCCUAGCCCUAGCAUUACCUAGCCUGACCCUAAACCCAGAUGGUGCCAUGCUGGAAGAAAGUGCCACGAAAAAAGGAAAGAAAACACAUGCCGCACACGUUUAGUUGACACGCUACGCUGUUACACUUUUUUGGGGGGGAUUUUUUAAGCAAAAGAAAGGCAGUGGAGUAAAGAAAGUGGUCCACGCCUGAAGUUAAAAUGCUGCAGGGAAAAAUACAGGGGAUGUGAGCUAGGGUGAUGUGCUUUUUUCUAAAGCAGCUGAAUAAGAACUCUCUCUGAGCACGUUUGUUAAUGGCAAAGACAGAAGGGACUGGAAUGGGAGUAAAGAAACAAGGGACUUUUUAAGGGAACGCCUGUUUGCUUUACGGUCACUGUCUGAAAGUCUCAUGAGCAAGGGGCUCCACCUUAAAAAUAUCCUUCAGGUCAAGUCUUUUUAAUUUAGGUAUUAUGUAUAUGUAGAGAUAUAUAUAUAAAAUAGCUUAUAUGCUGUCCCUUUCUGCAGUGCAGAACUGUACUCUGUACAAAAGAAAACAUUUAAUUUGCUAGUCCAAAACUAACAAGUAGAAAUUCUCUAUAAAUGAUUAUAUUUAUGAGCAGCCAGUCUGUUUGUAAGCUUUCUCUUUGCUUAGCUGCAUUAGUCCCUUAUUGUGGCCAAUUCUAAAAGCACUCACUACUGCUCGACCUAUAUCCGAACAAAGUAAAAUGUGUUUUCCGGAGGCCGAGUUAAUUGGUUUCCGAUGGCCAUCAGACGAAUGGGAUUGCUUUGCUGAAACUGUGUUUCAUGUAAAUUGAUAUAAUGCUGAGGGAUGGGCACAUGAACACAACGUCUUUGGUAGCAGGGGAGUCUUUUGAUAACACACUGGGCUAACCACAGCUUGUUAACAACUGGGUCAUCACUCUUUUUUUUCCCAUACAUUUCUCUUUCCAGGGAAUGCUGCCAAACGGCACAACACAGUACAUUACUGGAUCCAUUUUAGAAUUAAAAACUAUUUCUCCAGCGGUUUAGGGCGUAAUACGGGCCCUUUGGAUCUCUUCCAUUACUGCCUCUCUCCUUUAACACUCUUUAAUCAUUUACACAGGCCUUCAACACUUUCUGUGCUGAAUAUUUUUCCAAAAGAGCUUGCAGCAGAUUGGACAAUUGAUUUGAAUGCCGGUUUCUCACAAGAUAAGCUUUUUUUUGUGCAUUUUAAUCGAAGGAUUAAAACAUGUCUGUCAGUGAAUAGUCUCUGGACCAAAUCCUGUGUGUGUGUGUGUGUGUGUGUGUGUGUGUGUGUGUGUGUGAGUCUGAGCGUGAGCGUGAGCGUGUGAGCGUGAACGUGUGAGCCUGAGCGUGUGUGUGUGACGAAAAAGUGAAUUGACUAUGGAUUUCUUGAAAUGCUUUUUCUCUGCCGCUCUCGUCUUUCUUUCAUUAUUGAAAUGCACCGACUCAUUUAAAAAAGGAGGAAGACAGAACACGGACCGGGAGGGCAAGUCUGCCUGCUUUUUCAUCUGCAUUCCGACAGACAGUUUGUCAGCAACGAUUAAUUAGACGGGCUGGUGUAGUGGAAGCAAAGAUGUUAUCGUCUCGAUGCCGUUUUCAAUUCAUUAAAAACCAGGAGUUAGUUAUACUGGCAGGAUUAGCGACAUUUCAAUUGGUAAUUGUUUUUUCGUUAUGGAAUAAACGUCUCAGAUGCAAAAUGGA
Gadus morhua (Atlantic cod) is the source of this 4818-nucleotide messenger RNA. It is a transcript of the gene gask1a, whose product is annotated as golgi associated kinase 1A. NCBI's taxonomy places the organism in Eukaryota, Metazoa, Chordata, Actinopteri, Gadiformes, Gadidae. The record is from RefSeq and is a predicted model, not a curated record. Bases 654 to 2825 code for a protein of 723 amino acids. The transcript is spliced from 6 exons. Gene Ontology annotation, cellular component: Golgi apparatus.